Symbiodinium pilosum is the source of this 2601-nucleotide messenger RNA. NCBI's taxonomy places the organism in Eukaryota, Dinophyceae, Suessiales, Symbiodiniaceae. The record is from the annotation of a GenBank genome assembly.
AUGGCCGACACCGUCCCAGAUGAGGACGCGGCCCAGGAUGAGAUUGUUCCCUCUAAGACAAUGAGAAGACUGCAAGCCUGCUGUCCGGGACUGCGCAAGAAAAGCCAGUAUUUUGACCAAUGGCUUAGCUCCAGAUGGUCACUUUGGCAGAGUGUCUGCUUGUUGAGUGUUUUUGUUCUUAGCUGCUCCGGCAAAUUUGUGCUGGGCGAAGUCGUUUACACUGAGAGCAUCAAUUACUUUUCCUACCAGGUUGUCACCAAUGCGGCAUCGCUGCUGUCCUCGCUCACGGUAUCCUUUACUAUUGAAGGCUGCCACGCAUACGAGAAGAUCUUCUCUGGGAAAGCACUGUGGCGAUUCACGGGUGUCUCUUUCCUGUUCACCUGCGCCAGUGCACUGGUAGCGCUCUCUCGAUGGGCUGGCACCUCCAACGUUCAGAUAGUAACUGUUGGAUACCUGUAUCUUCCGUUUGCCGUCAUUAUGAGCUACUACGUGUUCAGCCGCAACUACGGCAAGUUGGAGUGGCUGACGCUAGGCAUGAUGACGAUGUCUGUCCUUACCUUCGUGAUGCUGCGAGAGCAGUAUCGAGACUUAGAGGAGCGAGGAGGGGAUGGCCACCCUUUGGUCAGGCUCAAGAAAUCCUUCACUCCGGCCGGAUUCUCUUUGCUUGUCUGCGCCGUUAUCCUCAGUGCCACAGGCUCCAUUUUUGCCGAAAGAAUAUACAAGCACAAAUCGCGGGGAUUGACCUGGUGGCAGGGUCGUUUCUACAUCAUGAAGGUGCACAUCGAUGUCACUGCUCUCUUCCUCAGCCUCAUUCUGUGGGGCAUCAGCCAUGUUCUCAUAGGAAGGGAGGAUGCGUUCUCGGACUGGUUCGCGAAGUGGGCAAGUACUCCUGAGUGGUUUGGCCGCUGGACACUUUGGCAUGCUCUAGUGAUUGCGGUGGACGUCAUCCAAGGAUGGUCUGCAGGAUUGAUCACCAAAGAGCAUUCCACAUCCUUUAAGGCGAUUGUGCAGACCCUGUGCUACAUCUUCACCAUGCUGGUGGAGGACCCCGUCCUCGGAAACAGGUGGGGGUUCCAGUCGCGGGAGCUGCCAUCGAUCAUGCUGGCAGUGAUCCUCGUUCUGUCGGCUAUUGUGUUCCAAACCGGCAGACAUUACGUGAAGGUGCGUGAGAGAGCCGCGUGCAUGGAGGCUGGCCAAUCCAGCACUGACAGUGACCUCACGCUCCAGGCAGCACAGUCCAGUGCCAGUGAACUGUCGCUCCAGGAGAUCACGCCAGAACCGCAAGCCAAGCCGCAGAUAGCGGUCGCUCUGUUGUACUCUUGGAAAGCUGCCUGCCGGAAGUAUUUCCUCAUUGUGCUCUACAUUUUGUCGGAUGCAAUCCGCAAUCUCACGUUGGCGAAGGCUCUCAGCUCGACAAGCAUCAACCCCAACUCCAUGACGCUGGUGGUCUACCUGACGGGUGUCGUCAUCGCGUCUGGGCUAACCCUGUACGUGGAGGGAGUGAGCGGUUUGAAGACUGCGUGGAAUCCGUGGAAGAUUCUGAAGUGCAUGCCUCCGGGAUUCCUCUAUGCCUUGACAGCAACUCUGAUCAACAUGGCUUUCUCGCAAGGCAUGAAUGCAGCUUUGGCGUUGAUCAUCGGCAAGUUUUACACGCCUGUGGCAGCCAUUGGGGCAGGAUGGGUAUUGAAGAGAUAUUACAUGUGGUUGGAGUACGUGGCGAUCGGGAUCUUGACUCUAGCGAGCAUGAUUUUUGGCUACCUGCAGGCCUUUAGUCCUGGAUCGACUCCGGAGUGGAUACAGAAGUCAAAUUCGCUGCGGGUGGCGAUGUUGUUGGUUCUCGGCUCUUCCGUUGCGGCGGCCUUCAACUCCUUGCUCACCGAGCGGAUCCUGAAGGGGGACCAGGCACGCUACCACGUGCAGAAGGUGCGCCUUGAUGCAGCGUGCAUCAUAUCUACCAUGGGGCUCAUUCCGCUCAUUGCGGUCAUUUCUACGAGGGCACAGGACAUUCCUUGGGCCUUGAGACCUGUUGAUGCUUCAUGUCCAGCAGAGUCCGUCUGCUUUCAAGAGAAUGGUUGUGAAAAUCCAGCCUGUGACUGCGCUUGUGCCAGCGGAAUAUUUGCUGGCUGGAUUCCGAGCGCCAUUGGUGUCAUUGUUUUAGCACUGGCCAUCAACACAGGCUAUGGUUGGCUGGUCGGCAAACUUGUACAGGCCUUCUCAACAGUAGACCGUGCCAUUGCAGACGCGUUCAGCUUGCUUCUGGUGUACUUCAUAGGCGAUCCACUGAUGAAUGGUACAAGCCUGGGCAACAUGUGCUUGAAUUUGGUGGCUUUCAUUGUGCCGCUGAGUACAAGCAUUUUUGCUGUGGCAUCCUCUGAGUUUCAGAGAGCCACACAAGCUGCGCACCUCAUAGAAGGUAAGCAGACCAAUGAGACCGAAGCAACAGACUCUGAAGAAACUCCAAGCGACACCGGCGAUUCAGACAGUGACUGCUUGCAGUGCUGUGACGACGAAGAGGCGGCUCUUUCGCCUUCCAAGCGCUGGGCUGACGGUGAAAGUGGCAAGAGGACACUGCCGUCAGGCGACACUGCUGCACCUCCAUGA